CUUAGUGGCCAGGAGGAGCGGAGGUGGGGGGCGUGGGGGCGUGCCUGGAAACAGGCCUUCUAUUGGCAGGCGAGACCGUCCCAGGUGCUCCCGGCGCUGGGGGAGGGCCUAGGCCUGCUGGGGGCCUGUUCGUGGUUGGAUGGGGCCUGGGCAGGGGGUCUCGCAGCCCGGCCUGCCCCUGGCCCAGCUGGCUCCUGACGGGGGUGCGUUCUGUGCAGCUUGGGCUGUGUGUCCCUGUGUCCGUCUGGGUGGGCGGGGCCUGGAUCUGGAGGCCCUAGCCCUCCUUGGACUGGGAACCCCCUCCCGCCCCCCCACCUUGGGACUUCCUGAAGAAGAUUCGAGGAUGAAACUGGCUUUUCAGGUUUGGCCCAGCUAGAUGCUGGGUUCUCCCCACCCCGCUGAAGCCAGCCCUAGCCCCCUAGAGAGCCCCCAGAAAUCAGGAGGAAGGAGAGGAACCCAGCAGCUGUCUGGGGUCCACGAGGUCCCCCCACCCCCCUUCCGGGAGCCCCCUGGGCUGCCCCCCCUGCCACCGGGGGGGGGGGGGGGCUGUUCUGGGCCAGCUGGGCUCUUUUCCAUGAGAACCAGGCAGAGGUAGUAGGUGGGCACAGGAGUCAGUGGCCCCACAUUCCGGGCCCCAGGCCCCAUCCCAAGCCUUCCAAGCGGCCGAUCAGUGUCCCACGGCGCGGACCGGCUGACUGAGGGCGGCCGAGCUGGAGGAUGGCUGGGACCGUGUUCCUCGCGCCAGUUAGUGUCCCAGCCCAGUGGCUGUCCUUGGGAACUCCGGUUCUCAGGGGGCCUUGGCUCAGAGGUGCUCACUCAGGUGUCCUCUGCCUUCCAGCACCUCCCUCAGGGUCUUCUCAGCUCCCAGCCCCGGCUCUGGGCACACCCUGUUGCUCUGUUCCCUGGAUGUGAGGUGCUCCCCUUCUGGCUCCGGUCCACGACUUCGGUGUCUGUGACAGGAUCCACUUUCUGCCCGAGGAUCGUGUUCCCUGACUUCUGCCUAUUUUCUGAGUUGGGUGUGUUGGGUGUGUUGGAGGAUGACCCCCUCCUCCCUGAACUGAGAGGCUCUGGGUCGGGAUAGGGUGGAGUUGGGGGCCCAGAUGGGAUGCCCCCCCCCCCCGGGGGGGCUGUGGCCAGCGCCAGCUAGGCGGGCACACAGGUCCCUUGGACCCCAGCUCCUGGGCAGACACUGUCCAAUGCUUCGAGCCCCCUUGGAGUCACCAGGUGGUGACUGGCCUCUCAGGGCCUCUGUGUUCUUAUCUGGAAGGUGGCUAUAGAGGACCCUUCCCAGGGGCUGUGUUAGGUCAGCAGGCUCUGUUGGAGCCAGGUUUCAGGCCAGUGUGCCAGGCUGCUGAUGACAAGCCGUUUCCGCUCUUACAACAGACUCCAGGACUUGGCUUCCGUCCCCUCCCUGGACCUCUCCAGUGCUCUCCAGGAGCUGGCCCAUCCUGGGAGGAGGUCGCUAAGCCCGAGGGUGUCAGGUCCUUGGGGGAACUUCUGGGGGCGCUGACCUGGGGCCCGGCUGCUCACCUGCCCUUGACCCAGGCAGACUAGACUGGUCCCUGUACACCUUGAGGGAGGGUUCCCCUAGCCCCGGAGCCCCAGCGAGGCCGCAGGCUGUUGGAGCCAGAAUUGGCCAUAAAUAGACUCCGCCCCCUUGCUGAUGGACUCGGGCCGUCCCGCAGCCUCUCUGAGCCUUGGGGUGCGCUUGCCCUGUCGGGUACUGUCGCAGCCAGUGGGGUCAGGGGCUUUGGUUCUGGCUGUUGGUGACCCCCGGGUUUGGACGGUACCCCUCCCCGGGACUUGUGCUCCCUCUGCACCACCAUCCCUGGGGAGGUCCCUGAGUGUAAUUAUCUCUAGGAAUUCCUGUGCCUUCGGGGGACCGCCUGAGCUGGGAGCCUCCGGUUCUGUUACUGGCCUGCAUACCUGUUUGGGGUGAUGUCUGUCCCGUGAUAGGUGACGAGGGAAGGUGGGAUUGAUGGGUCUCGUUGGGGAUGGGCAGAGGGGCACUGUGGGGCCAUCAGCGAGGUCUUGGGCCUGCCCUGCUGCUGUCGGACCUCGUUUCCUUCACGGACAAGAGGUGAAGUCUGGGAGGGUUGAGGACGACUGAGGACCCGACCAUGACCAAUUUCAGCUUUUAUGCCAUUUAUACGUGAGACAAAGAGGCAGAGAGAGAGGUGGGUGACGUGCUUUGCUGCACAGUAGCAGGGGGUGGGGAAGGCCUGUAUUCUGGGGUGCCGAGGGCAUCUGUUCGAUGGGGUGGAACCGAAGUGUGAGGGUCAGAGGUCAGGGCUGUGGUGUGGAGGCUGGAGGAUUUGGCCCCUCCUGGGAUCUCGCUCAGGUGAGGCAGGACGGGUCUGGGCGGGUGUCCUGGGGUGGGGCCCAUUGCUCCUACUGACCUUGGUGGUGGGCGGUCCCCUGGGCAGGGCGGGGCCAGGGUGUGGCAGGUCUUGUCCUGGGGCUGGGCGGUCCCCGCUGCCCACCCGGCCUCCGGCUGCCCACCCGUUUCAUGGUGGCUCUGGCCGCUGUCUAAGCUGAGCCGGGCCACACCUGCCGCCCCCCCCCCACCGUGUCCUCCUGCCUCUUGGUCACGGCCUCCCACACUGGGCAUCUCUGCAGGCUCCCAUCUCCAGGAUCCUCCCAUGGCUUCUGCUCCGGUCCUACAUGCUCUUGGGCCAGUGCACUCCCCACCCCUUGCCCCCGCUUUGGCUGCCCUCAGGGAGUUCCCGGGAGCCGGCAGGCAGGGACCAGCCUGGCUGUUGGGUCCAGCUGUGUGCCAGGCGCUGCUGUGGUCCCUCCUUUUCAGAGGAAGAAGUGGAGGCUUACGGAGGGUUGCAUGUGGUGAAGACGAGCAGGUGUGCCCAAUGUCUCAGGCCAGGCUCUCCCCUGGCUUCCCAGCUCCCUUUCCCCCCGCCCCCAUCCAACCCCUGCACCGGCCUCUCAUCCCCAGGGCAGGAACGGGCUUCAGUAGGACCUGCCCCUGUUCCCCACCCAGCCCUCUGCCCUGAGGCUGUCCAUUGAAAGCAGCCCUCGCGGUCCUCUGACCCGGUGGGUCCCCCUCGUCCCCCAGCCUGGUCUCGGGCCCUCAUCCAUCGUGAGCCCCACGCUUGUCCUGUGCUGCCCGGCGUGCCUGGGUGUCAUGUCUGCCCCUGUUUUGUGCCCCUGGCUGGGCUCAGGCCCCACUCGUAGCAUUUACUAAGCCGCUGUGUGCACUUUCUACUUACAUCUCCACACCCAGUGCGGGGUCUCCUGGUGGGGCUGGACCCUGGGUGGGCAGCCUUGACUGCUGCCAGCCUGACUCAGAUGCUGUGUGACCCCAGGCCGUCAGGCCCUCCCCGGGCUGCGGUUUCUUCCUGCCCUGAGGGGGGUCAGUGGAGCAGAGAUGCUGUUGGGAUCUCCCCCGGAGGGGUUGGCUGGGAACAAGAGCCCACUGUGCGCCUGGGGGAGGCCUGGACACUGGGCCACUGUCUCCUCUGGGUGGGCACUCUUUGUCCUCUGGGCCUGCCCCCUCUGCUGGGGCCCACUCUGGGGCACCCCCCUUAUGAAUCCCACCCACUUGAGGCCCAGAUGGGGAACUGUGCACACAGGGGUGGGGCAGACCAGGAGCCCGCAGCACGGGGGCCCUGUGGGUUACAGAACACCCCCCACUGCCCCUAGAACAGGAAGGACUUGGGUGGAGGUGAGGGCCACCGUGAGAUGUGGGCAGACGGGCACAGGGACCGGGUGCCUCCCUCGUGAGCUCAAUGGCCCUUGUGUUCCUGGGGCUUCCUGGAGGCCCAGGCUAGCCGGGGUGGGGAGUGUCCCUGUGUACCUCACCACCCUUUUCCCAAUUCUUGGCUUGUGCUGUCCCUGCCCCGACCUCGUCCUGGGGUCCGCCCCUCCUCCCAGACCCAGUUGAAGGGUCUUUUUUGGGAACUCUUCAUCACUCCAGAUCCUGAGGACUGGCCCAGUGUUUCCCAAGCAGCGGCUCGGACCAGGCCUGCCUUGGACACCGCGGGCCCAGCAGGAACAGGGCAGCCUACACGUGGAUGGUGCCCCGGGCUGUGCCCGGGAAUCCGGGGCUGGGAGCAUCUGCCAGGGGUGGGGCCAGCCUUCUGACCCAGGCUGUGUGCAGGGGCCCGUCGUGCCCCUCUGGCGCCAUGAGCGAGGCCCGCAGGGACAGCACCAGCAGCCUGCAGCGCAAGAAGCCGCCCUGGCUGAGGCUGGACAUCCCGGCGGCAGCACCCCCAGCGGCGGAGGAGCCUGGCUUCUUCCAGGUAGGCCCCGGCCGGCAGGGGCUGGGGGGGUGCCCUGUCCAGCCUCCUCACUGCGACCCCGCCGCCCAGCCCCUGAGACGCCAGGCUUUCCUGCGGAGCGUGAGUAUGCCCGCCGAGACCGCCCGUGUCCCCUCGCCCCACCGUGAGCCCCGGCGGCCCGUCCUGCAGCGCCAGACGUCCAUCACACAGACCAUCCGCAGCCGACAGGUGCGCUUCGGGCGUGUCCACACUCUGCCCCUCUUGGGUCCCCCCGCUGCCCGCAGGGCUCUCCCACAGCGCCGGUCUCUUUCUCGGUCCCUGCUCAGGGGCACCGCGGACUGGUUCGGGGUGAGCAAGGACAGUGACAGCACCCAGAAGUGGCAGCGGAAGAGCAUCCGUCACUGCAGCCAGCGCUACGGAAAGCUGAAGCCCCAGGUCAUGCGGGAGCUCGACCUGCCCAGCCAGGACAACGUGUCUCUGACCAGCACAGAGACGCCCCCUCCGCUGUAUGUGGGCCCGUGUCAGCUGGGCAUGCAGAAGAUCAUAGACCCCCUGGCCCGGGGCCGGGCCUUCCGCGUGGCGGAUGACACGGCCGACGGCCUGAGUACCCCGCACACACCUGUCACGCCGGGUGCCGCUUCCCUCUGCUCCUUCUCCAGCUCCCGCUCGGGCUUCAGCCGGCUCCCGCGGCGACGCAAGCGCGAAUCCGUGGCCAAGAUGAGCUUCCGGGCAGCCGCGGCCCUGGUGAAGGGCCGCUCUCUUAGGGACGGCACGUUACGCCGGGUGCAGCGCCGGAGCUUUACUCCCGCCAGUUUCCUGGAGGAGGACACGGCGGACUUCCCCGACGAGCUGGACACGUCCUUCUUUGCCCGGGAAGGAGUCCUCCAUGAGGAGCUGUCCACGUACCCGGACGAGGUGUUCGAGUCCCCUUCGGAGGCCGCGCUCAAGGACUGGGAGAAGGCCACCGAGCAGGCCGACCUCACGGGUGGGGCCCUGGACCGCAGUGAGCUCGAGCGCAGUCACCUGAUGCUGCCCCUGGAACGAGGCUGGCGGAAGCAGAAGGAGGGGGGCGCAGCAGCCCCGCAGCCGAAAGUGCGGCUGCGGCAGGAGGUGGUGAGCGCUGCGGGCCAGCGGCGGGGCCAGCGCAUUUCCAUGCCCGUGCGCAAGUUCUUUGCCCGGGAGAAGCGGCCGUACGGGCUGGGCAUGGUGGGCCGGCUCACCAACCGCACCUACCGCAAGCGGAUCGACAGCUACGUCAAGCGGCAGAUCGAGGACAUGGACGACCACAGGCCUUUCUUCACCUACUGGCUCACCUUCGUGCAUUCGCUCGUCACCAUCCUGGCCGUGUGCAUCUAUGGCAUCGCGCCCGUGGGCUUCUCGCAGCACGAGACGGUGGACUCGGUGCUGCGGAACCGUGGGGUCUAUGAGAACGUCAAGUACGUGCAGCAGGAGAACUUCUGGAUCGGGCCCAGCUCGGAGGCGCUCAUUCACCUGGGCGCCAAGUUCUCGCCCUGCAUGCGCCAGGACCCGCAGGUGCACAGUUUCAUCCGCGCGGCGCGGGAGCGGGAGAAGCACUCGGCCUGCUGCGUGCGCAACGACCGGUCGGGCUGCGUGCAGACGUCGGAGGAGGAGUGCUCGUCCACGCUGGCAGUGUGGGUGAAGUGGCCCCUCCACCCCAGUGCCCCAGACCUUGCCGGCCACAAGAGGCAGUUUGGCUCUGUCUGCCACCAGGACCCCAGGGUGUGUGAUGAGCCUUCCUCGGAGGACCCCCACGAGUGGCCGGAUGACAUCACCAAGUGGCCGAUCUGCACCAAAAACAGUGCCGGGAACCACACCAACCACCCGCACAUGGACUGUGUCCUCACGGGCCGGCCAUGCUGCAUCGGAACCAAGGGCAGGUGUGAGAUCACCUCCCGGGAGUACUGUGACUUCAUGAGGGGCUACUUCCACGAGGAGGCCACCCUGUGCUCGCAGGUGCACUGCAUGGAUGACGUGUGUGGGCUCCUGCCCUUCCUCAACCCCGAGGUGCCUGACCAGUUCUACCGCCUGUGGCUCUCCCUCUUCUUGCACGCUGGGCAAGUGAUACCAUGUGGGCUGAGCUGUGCCAGGAUCCUGCACUGCCUGGUGUCCGUCUGCUUCCAGAUGACCGUCCUGCGGGACCUGGAGAAGCUGGCCGGCUGGCACCGCAUAGCCAUCAUCUACCUGCUGAGUGGGGUCACUGGUAACCUGGCCAGUGCCAUCUUCCUGCCAUACCGGGCAGAGGUGGGCCCAGCUGGCUCCCAGUUUGGCAUCCUGGCCUGCCUGUUCGUGGAGCUCUUCCAGAGCUGGCAGGUCCUGGCGCGGCCCUGGCGAGCCUUCUUCAAGCUGUCGGCGGUGGUCCUCUUCCUGUUUACCUUCGGGCUGCUGCCCUGGAUCGACAACUUCGCGCACAUCUCAGGUUUCAUCAGCGGCCUCUUCCUGUCCUUCGCCUUCCUGCCCUACAUCAGCUUUGGCAAGUUCGACCUGUACCGUAAGCGCUGUCAGAUCGUCGUCUUCCAGGCGGUCUUUCUGGGCCUCCUGGCCGGCCUGGUGGUGCUCUUCUACUUCUACCCCGUGCGCUGCGAGUGGUGCGAGUUCCUCACCUGCAUCCCCUUCACCGACAAGUUCUGCGAGAAGUAUGAGCUGGACGCGCAGCUCCACUGAGGGGCUGCCCGGGGCCUCCCGGGCCCCCUGGGCCCGACCUUGGCCUGCGCACCCUGCGUGCGGCCGGCUGGUGCCCUGCACUGACCUCUUGUGCCUUGCUCACCGCGGUGGACUUCUCGUCCUCCAGGGCGUUUACUACACUAGUUCCCACGAUUACCUUCUAACGAGUUUUUUGACGACCACCUCGUGUGGCCAAUAAAUGCACCGGGAGCGUUUUAGCUGCCACUAACUUA
Molecule: messenger RNA, 7150 nt
Organism: Lutra lutra (Eurasian river otter)
Lineage: Eukaryota; Metazoa; Chordata; Mammalia; Carnivora; Mustelidae
Gene: RHBDF1
Product: rhomboid 5 homolog 1
Exons: 18
Coding region: 4029-6917 (962 amino acids)
Biological process (GO): regulation of epidermal growth factor receptor signaling pathway; regulation of protein secretion
Cellular component (GO): endoplasmic reticulum membrane
Molecular function (GO): serine-type endopeptidase activity
Source: RefSeq, a predicted model, not a curated record